AGAGUCAGGCAGUGAAAGGACUGUUAGUGUGCUGCUGUGCACUUCUCAUUGCAAUACGGAGUACGGCUGGCAAAACUUGACRAGUGGGCUACGUUGUCGUAGCUGACUUUUUGUGAAUUUUUCACUGUGKUCGAAUUGACUUGAGUUGGACUGCAUUGCAUUGAACUGAUUGCGUUUGUUUUAUCGCUACCACACGGAAGACAAUGACAAACGGGACGAGCGAUGCUAGUGUCCUGAGCGACGAUGCCUCUUCUGUCUCUUCUACACCCAUCUUAGCUCUCAAGCGAGGAAAGAAAUCUAAGGAGCAAAAGUCCCAGAAAAAGRAAUUCCCGAAAAAGCCAGGAAGGCGGCCAAGAGGGCGACCGAAGGGUUCCAAAGCUUCUUCUCAUCGUCCYACCAAAGCGAAGCCGACAAAAAAAGCAAAAGCUGCGUCCAAACAAUCCAACGAGAACGAACCAACCGAUACAGAGAAGAAAAGUACGGCGGCCCAGAGAAAUGUCGCGUCGCUGACUCGAGUGCAAAAGGAAACCGGCCAGCAGCAGGAGGACCCUAAAGUGAAAAAGGAUGAUGAUGGUUCUACUCAUAGCAGCGAGAGCGAAGAAGACGAGGAACAAGUUGCUUGUUGCCUUUGCCAGUGUGGAGUAGAUUGYAGUGAUCGUGCUCUAUUCUUCUCGAAGGAUAGAAAAUCGGAAUUGGAAGAAGAUGAGGAUUAUUACUUUGGUCUAGAUGACCCAUACAUGGACGGUGAUAAGUUGUACGAUCGAAAUAAUGCAUUGGUUUAUUGCGAUACUUGCAAUCGAUUGUAUCACCARAAAUGCCAUUUUGUACCUAUCCUUGUGGUCCCUCGAGGAGAAUUCCAUUGCUUGAUAUGUACCAUGCAACAGCAAGGAAACAAAAACCWAAAGCGGCCCUCGAAAAAACGGGACCGAAAGGGAUCAAUCAAAUCAAAGCCAAGCCAACCAGCUGGGAUUCCAGARAUCCUGCUGAAGCGCAGCAUAACCGAUCAAAUCUUUCAAGCGCCACCGAACCAAUCCACCCAGGCCUUAGAUAUUUCAUCGUUGGAAAAAAAGUUCGAGCUAGUAUCUGGUGUGACCAAAGCCCGGCUGUGGGAUCGUCAAUUUAAACAACUCAAGACGUUCUUGAAAUCACAGGCUUCGAAUAUCCGGAUGGCAAAAACUACGUUGGAGACGAUGACUUCAACGAAGCGAAAUCGACAACACUUUCUGCAGAAUAGCUCAAAGGCGRGAACAAAAUCAUCUCAAGAACUAGCACAAACUCUCUGUAAAAUUACAGGCGCAAAAUUCAAAAUUCGAGAUGCACUCCUGUCCCUCGAAGCCUUGAGGACAAACACGGAAUCGAUUAAUUUUUCGUGCCUUUACUCSUGGUGCGAGGAAUAUCCCCAGCACGCAAGCCACGUAUUUCCUUUCGGGUCCAAAGUCUGCAAGGACGGAAGACGYAUUGUACCGCGUACAAGAGAACGAAAACAGGAAAAUGUAGACGAGAAAACGUGCAGCAACAAAGCUAACGGGUUAGUUCCCAGCGAAAUUGUUUUAAACGGAUCCUCGGGGAAGCGUCGUGAAAGAUCGAAUAGCAGUGUGUCCGAAAUCGGUAAAAAAUACUCCAAAACCCAGGCCAGUUCGAAGCGAGGAGAGAAAAAUAAACAGAAAGAAAAGCAUGYCAGCCAAAAUGCCGAUGCCGAUGACGACUCCGGGAUUACGUUGGACGACUUGCAAUGCUCCAUUUGCAUGAUUGGCGAUUCAACGGAUUGUAACGACGUUAUUCUUUGUGAUGGCAAAGACUGCCAUCGUGCCUUUCACAUGAAGUGUGUCCAUCCCGCCGUCAAACCGGAAGAGAUCGAAAACGAGGACGAGGACUGGUUUUGCCCUAUUUGCUCUAAUUUGGCCGAACUGAUGGGCGAGAUACACGACCUUUGUGUCUCCAAUGAACACGACGAGGAUGCCUCCUCGAAUUCAUGGGAUGAUGUCCACGAUGUUUUUCCUGGCUCGCAAUGGGAAUUCGAGACCGCAACGAAAUACUUGAAAGGCAAGCGAAACGAGGAUACUCAACGUCUUCUUUCAAUGUUCCUUGGUGACGAGAUUGCCAAAAACAAAGUUCAAAUGCCUAUCGGUAGUGAUUCCGAAGACGAAAACGAUUAUUCUCUSUUUGACGAAGACUCGUUUCAAGAACGAAGACGCCAAGAACGCGACGAAGAAUCAAGUGAUGACGACUCUGUAUGCUCUAGCCAAGCAACGCUUCAGGAAAUGGACGAUAUCGACCUCAAAGUGGGUAAGGCCGAACUCGCGGCGCUGUCCGAGGAAGAACAAUCAGAAAGCGAAGAAAGUGACGAUGAGAGCAAUACCAAUAUCCGAAGAAGCAGAAGACUUGUGAAGCAGGAAGAGGGCGAAGAAUCCAAGAUKCCCGACAACGGAGCAGAUUUCGACGAGGCAAAUAUCAUUUUAGGAAAGCGAAGAAGAACACGAGUCAAUUACAGAAAGUUAAACGACAUGAUGUUUGGUGACCUCACAGAUCACCAGCAAGGUGUAAUUGAUGGGGGUGACGACUUUGAUGCAUCCGAGAUCAAAGCAACGAAGACUAAACCCGAAGACGAAUCACAGAACGACGAAUCAAACAACGACUCGGACAAUGAAUCGGAAAACAACAAUUCAGAUGAUCAAUCAGACAGCAAUGGGUCAGAAAGCGACAACCAAGGCGAUAGUUGUGACAAGUUUGGGGSAUCGUAAUCGAUCGGGUUUUUGUUUCAACUGCAGCUGUCCUAGCUGAUACAAGUUGUAUUUAUUUGACACCGUUACCAAAACAUUUGAGAUCCAAGAUUGGAUUCGGAUCAAKGAUUAACGCGGUUCCUUCCAUACGACGGGAUGGUUUCGAUUCAAUGACCUUUCAAUGGAAUCAGCAAAUAAGCUCAUGGGCUGGCCAAGAACAAACCACAAAUAUAGUGCUAAACAUUUU
Molecule: messenger RNA, 2967 nt
Organism: Pseudo-nitzschia multistriata
Lineage: Eukaryota; Bacillariophyta; Bacillariophyceae; Bacillariales; Bacillariaceae
Source: the annotation of a GenBank genome assembly